UACCAAAUUUCCCUUCUUCUCACUCUCCAUUUUUAGAACUCCAGUAAUACAAAUAGGGUUUCAAAAUUGAAUUCUCCGAAACCCUAAUCGGUCUUUUAUGAACGUCGACGACGAGUUUUUCAUGACUUAUGAAUGGAUAUUAGUUUUUUCUCCGGCGCCGUCACGUUAAUCUGUUGUUUUUUCGCCGUCGCUGCCGCUUGUUUGACUCACCGAUCAAAAUCGGUGCGGACGAAGGGCGGAGAGGAUUCCUGCAACUGUGCUUGUUCGCAUGGUAGUUGUGGAGGAGGACGUUUUGAUAAGACUUCGGUUUUGAACGGAGGGAGUAGUGGUAGUAGUGUUUUUGGUGGUUUUGAGGAAGAAAUGGUUGAGAAAGUGUCUGUGACAGUGGCUGCGGAGAAACUGACAGGGGCGUCGAUGAUGGAGCAGCUUGUUCCUGAAAUUACGACGCAUGCGUUGAGCUAUUUGGAUUAUCCGAGUCUUUGUAGGCUUUCGAUGACGAAUUCGCUUAUGAGGAAGGCUGCAAAUGAUGAUAAUGCAUGGAAAGCUCUCUAUCACAAGGAUUUCACAUUGGAGCAGGAUUCUCUGUCUCCAAUUAAUGGAUGGAAGGCUUACUAUGCAGCUACAAGAGCCAUUAUGAAUGUCAAUGCUGAUUUUUUUAAUAUUAUUAGAGAGAGAUCAGUUCCAGCUAUGGAACGUUUUUGGCUCAAUGCAGAUUACGUGAAGUGUUUUCAUGCCUCUGGAGAGUGCUUUACGGGUCACAAUGCAGUCAUUGGUAGCUGGCAACUGGCUUUUAACUGGGAGCAGAAUGUUGAUUUUGAAAUUAGAGACGUGAAGGCAAGAGUGAUGACAGAUUCGGCUUGGGUGACUAUGAAAGCUUAUCUUAAUAUGGGAUCAGGUACCGUGACUAACGUGUUUGAACUCCAUAAUGGGAGAUGGUACAUGGUCCAUCAUCACUGCUCAGUGAUGCUCAUUCAUGGAGGUGCUGGGCAACAAGCUGUGCAGGGAUAGGAUUAAAGAAGACAAACUGUGAAGAAGAUUGAUUAUUCUUUUGAAAAUUGGAAAGUGGUAUAGAGAUCGUUUAUAGUAGAAUUGACUUCCCCGGGAAUCUCCAUAAAAUUAUUUUUAUGUAGUUCCUGCUUCCUUUUUCCAUCGUUUGAUAGUUAGAUAUCACUAGUUUCUUGCCAUUGAAUUUUUGGCUUUGCUAAUUUUCUUGGCAAUACACAUGCACAGUUUGACAAAGUGAAAAUGUCCAAAAUGUUUUUGGUCUGUCUUGUAUCAGAAGGUACGCGUAAUCCUAUCGUCAAGAGUUCUUGACUAUUGCAUCAGA
Messenger RNA from Solanum lycopersicum (tomato), 1327 nucleotides. RefSeq names its product F-box protein SKIP8. Lineage: Eukaryota; Viridiplantae; Streptophyta; Magnoliopsida; Solanales; Solanaceae. Gene Ontology annotation, molecular function: protein binding. The record is from RefSeq and is a predicted model, not a curated record.